CCCGGCGAGCAGCGCUGCUGUUUGGAUCCGUAGUUUGGUUUGGUUCUCCUCAGCGGACCGUCAUCCUGAACCCUCGGAGGAAAUCCCGUCAGUCUGUGGUAAAGAAAAAACUUGUGCGCAAACUGAGAUCGUUUUGCGUUUCGCUCCGCUGCGCGCAGGACGGAGAGGAUCCAGUCAUCUCCUCUCCUCCCCUCUGGACUUUGUGCCGCUGGGACAAAACAAAUCCUCCUCUGAAAGCUUCACACACGUGGUCAGAAUUAGUUUAAAUUUGUGUUUGAAGACUCGAUAGCACCCGAACAGAACCGAGCCGGAGGGCGUGAGCUGCGGGAUAAUUGCCUCCUGCGCAGUUUGUGCCGCUUUCUCCCAGUUUAGGAUAAAACAGCCGACAGGAUCCUGACAGUGUUUUCACUGACAGCCGAGCUGCUCAGUUGUUGGACUGACUUUCCCGAGAGGUUCCGCUUUGAAGAACAACGUGUUUAUGGAUCGCUGCGCAGAGAGGAACUCCGGGAGUUGUUGGCUUUGCAGUUCGACGUCGAUCAUGUUGAUUCCCCGCGGUUGCUUUGUACUAUAAUAGAUGUUUACACAAAGUAUUGAGUCGUAUUUUAAAAGUGACUCUGUUCAGUUCAGACCGGCUCGCUUUGACCCCUGAGGACGGAGGGAAGCGCCUCUUCGCCCGUCCUGUUUUCUGUUUUCCUUCAAGACGUCAGGACGGAUCUCUACCGCGCACUCCGGCUUCUUCUGUGAUUUAAACAGAGGCAAAGUGUUUGGGGAUAGCAUGGCAAUGGUAGUAAACCAGUGGCCAGAGAACAUUUCUGCAGAUCCGGGCUCCCAGCUGCAGAUGUGCGGCCAGGAGCCCGGCGGGGGACCGGGGACUCCUAACGGUUCCACACCGGGGAACGACGCGCUUUCCGGGGAUAAGCUCCCCAACGUGGACUGCAUGGUGUGCGGGGACAAGUCCAGCGGGAAGCACUACGGCCAGUUCACCUGCGAGGGAUGCAAAAGCUUCUUUAAGCGCUCGGUGAGGCGGAACCUGACGUACACAUGCCGGGGGAACCGGGACUGUCCCAUCGACCAGCACCACCGGAACCAGUGCCAGUACUGCCGGCUCAAGAAGUGUCUCAAAGUCGGCAUGAGGAGAGAAGCUGUACAGAGAGGACGCACAUCGAACUCCCAGAGCAGCCCGGGUCAGUACCUGACCAACGGUUCCGACCCGUACAACAGCCAGCCUUACCUGUCGGGCUUCAUCUCCCUGCUGCUGCGGGCCGAGCCCUACCCCACGUCCCGCUACGGGGCCCAGUGCAUGCAGGGAAACAACCUGAUGGGCAUCGAGAACAUCUGCGAGCUGGCGGCUCGGCUGCUGUUCAGCGCCGUGGAGUGGGCCAAGAACAUCCCCUUCUUCCCCGACCUGCAGCUCAUGGAUCAGGUGGCGCUGCUGCGCAUGUCGUGGAGCGAGCUCUUCGUCCUGAACGCCGCCCAGUGCUCCAUGCCGCUCCAUGUGGCGCCCCUGCUGGCGGCCGCCGGCCUCCACGCCUCGCCCAUGUCCGCCGAGCGCGUCGUGGCCUUCAUGGACCACAUCAGAGUUUUCCAGGAGCAGGUGGAGAAGCUGAAGGCCCUGCAGGUCGACACGGCCGAAUACUCCUGCCUCAAGUCCAUCGUGCUCUUCACGUCAGAUGCCAUGGGAUUGUCUGAUGUCGCCCAUGUGGAGAGCAUCCAGGAAAAGUCCCAGUGUGCUCUGGAGGAAUAUGUGAGGAACCAGUAUCCCAGCCAGCCGAACCGAUUCGGACGCCUGCUCCUCCGCCUGCCCUCCCUGCGUAUCGUCUCCUCGCCCGUCAUCGAGCAGCUGUUUUUUGUGCGACUGGUGGGCAAGACGCCCAUUGAGACAUUGCUUCGAGAUAUGCUGCUCUCUGGCUCCAGCUACAACUGGCCCUACAUGCCUACAGUGCAGCGCGAGCGGCCGCUCUCCCUCCACUACAAUGAGAACGGACCAUGAGGCUGAGCAACAGAGGAGAAGCUCGUCCUUCUUUCCUUCCCUUCCUUGUCCACAGUCCACCUUUCAGCUUUCCCCGAGGAAGCGUCUUCCUCACCAUUCCACCCUUGAGACUCUUGAAACGUUACCAUCCCGGUCACACAAGCCAGCCAAUCGUUCGUCGUUGCCGAUACAGAGACUCUAUGGCCUCUCAACGUUCCUGAGCCGACAGCGUGCAGUCUUUCUUUUUGAGACGCGGCAUGAGCUGGACAAGUUGCUGCACAGUUCACCAGCAGGUCUGAUGGACUCACUUCAGAUGUCAGUUAUAAAACUGUGCAAACAUUUGCCUAAUUCUUGGUGCUAUGCCUGCAUCUACAGAGCAUGGCUGAACCUGAGCAGGGACUAUUCCGCUCGAACUCUGCAGCCAACAGCGCCAGGUCUGAGUGUGUAUUUACUAAAUUUUGAAAAGCAAACCAGAAGCCAUUAAAAGAAGACAAACGCCAAAAUGUCUUGAACUUUUGCAGAUGAUGUUAUAUUGUGUGUUGUUUUAGCACUGUUUGUAUGGAGAGAUAACUCAUGAUUGUGUCCAUAUGUAUAGAAUAUCAUUGAUUCAUUGGCAUCUAAGGCAUCUUUGGGUUCACUGAAUUAAUAAGCUCAGGUUUCUAGGUGUGUGUGGGGGGUCAGAGUAGCAGACAUGUCAGUAUUGGGUUCUGGUUGUUCUGCUCUAUCGUCACUUUGAUCAUUUGCAGUUUUGAUCACGUCGUAGAAAGGAAGUUAUCUUCCAUGGGGCUCUUCACGGUCAAAGUGAUGCACACUUUGACCGUCAUAUAUUUAAAGUCAUCUUCUGUAUCUUGGAGUUAUGAUAUUUUCCAUUAAGAGGUUGCAGAUAGUUUAUUUGGUUAGAUGACAUAUUCUUUCAAAUGUUUUCAGAACCAUUUCUGAAAAUUUCAGAAAAUGAAAAUGACAUCAUUAAAUUCAGGGGUAUAAUGAGAUCAUGUCCCAAGAAAUCUCGUAAUAUUAAUAAAUUUUUUAAUAUUUGAAAUUCUGUCGGGUUGCAGUCAGGAGGAGUUUAUUUGAAAAUAACAAAAUAAAAUAAGCCACUUAUCAGUCAAUAUGUGUGAUGGCACACAUAUUGAUUUGCUUUGUUUUGGAAAUAUUGAUUUGUUUGAAAUGUUGUAAAUGGAGACAGAAGAAACAAGUUUGAUCCACAGAUUCUUAUAGCAGUUCUUUAAAAUCCAUUUGUCAUUCUCAAAACUUUUAUCUCACAAAAAAGGAGUUAAAAACUACUAUUCUUCAUCAUGACCACCUUCAAUUGGUUCCUUUACAUAGACAAAUCAAACAUAAUGUUUUAACCCACUUUUCACAUAAAUGUUGGAAAAAUUUCCUCACAAAAUGUUCCUGUAAUCUAAAUGUUUUGCCCAGUCAGAGUGAUUUACCUGCAUUGUGUUUCUUGCCAUGGUGAGAAAAACUAAUAUUUUAUCAUCAUCCUUUGAUGUGUCUGAUUCACAGUUUGAUAACUAGAUCUCCAGGAAUUUUUUGGACAUGACAACAAAAUGAUGCACCAUCUCUAAGAUAGUCACAUUUACUCCAUAGAUGUGCCACUUUUACUAAAUUGAAGCAUCUGCUUCUCUAAUUUAACAGAAAUGGAUGAAUAAUAUGCAUUUGGAAACUUUAAUUUCAUUUUAAACUUUGCAGAUUUUCUGUCAGCAUUGAUGUUUCUCUGCCAUGGCCUGGUGAACACUUGGAGUGGCUCCAACUGACUGCAGCCUGACCAAUGUUUUGAUUCAGCUGUUAAAUCUCAUAAAAAUAUCCACAUAUUAUCCUCAAAUAUGGAAAAAUGAUAUGCUGUGAUUUCUCCACAAAAGUUUGCACCAAAAGCUACAACAAAUCUAUAUUUAUGUAGGCAUUUUUUACAAACUGAACUCCCACGAGGAACCGGAAAAAUAUGCAAAAGUAACUAAACGAGUGAUAAAUGGACGUAGGCAUGGAUGAAUAGGGAAACCUGGGAGAGGAUUGGCAUCAGGAAGUCAGCAGAACAGCCAGAGCCUCGGCGUUAGAUCAAAAACACAAACCCAACUAAUUUCACACUUAGGAGAAACCUGUGCCAAAGCAGACAUACAUUUAGUUUGGAAUAAAUUUAUGUCAGUUAAAAAAGCAAAUGUAACUUUUGUCUGUAAUUUGACUACAAUUGUUUGGAUUCCCAGGUUAAGUGAAUCACUUUAUAAAAUAAAAAAAAAUAAACAACGUAAAUUAAAGCUUUGGCACUUGCAUUGAGAUCUUAUCAGACUUGACACUUAUUCACACUUGUUGAAUCUCAGCACUGAUGGAAUAUUUCUGCCCUCUACCCAUUGGAUGAAAAUACAUAUUUACUUUUUCAAAAGAUUCACUAGAACUCCCUCAUUGAUGCUGCCACAGCAGCCGCACCACCGAGCAUCAUAGAUGUGUGUUUUGCUUUUUUUGUAAUGAUUGUCAGUAUUGGACCUUUUAGACUUUAGGCAGGAAGUGAGUGUCUGGGGGGCAAUUUACAGAAUUAGCUGUACUUGCCUUAGAACAAAGAUUUGUCACUGAGCAUUUAUCUUAUGACUGUGCCAUAAUCUCUCGUUACCUGUUAUAACAGGUAUUAUGUUCUGUCAGGAGUGGAAAGAAGCUCACAUGAUGCUAAAUUGGAACGUGCAUUUUCAAAAAAGACAUGUAUAUGUGAAUUAUCUUUAUGCAAUAAUUAGACAUUAAAAAAAGAACGACUCACAAUAGGAUUUUUUUUUUUUUUUUUUUUGCUUCAGCAUCAACAGCACUUUUAGAUUUUAGACAUCAUGCAAGAUAUUUUUCCACUUCCGGGUGAUAUUGUUGUGUAGGAAAAAGCCCCUAAACAUUUGAGCUUAUCAUGUGGAGUAAUGUAUCACUAACCUCUGAAAACCUCAGUCUAUGUUGCAACACUAUCCCUGUGGGACUUAGGACUGUGUUUAAUGUAGGAAUACUUUAAGUUUUUAUUAUUUUUCCUUUGUCCUUUUGUUGGAAAAACUUUGUUCAUGUCACAUUUCCAAUACGACACCGUAGUAUCGACGUCAAGCAUCAGUAUUGGAAAAGCCAUCAGGGACCUGAGAAAGUUGUGUUGGUAAAUAAAUCCACAGAAAGUUUCUAAGAGUUUGUUUUUAUCCCUUUUGCUUUUGUUUGGAAAUAUUGAUUAUCCAAUAAUUGAAAUAAAGUUUUGUUCACACUAA
Poeciliopsis prolifica (blackstripe livebearer) is the source of this 5184-nucleotide messenger RNA. It is a transcript of the gene nr2f5, whose product is annotated as nuclear receptor subfamily 2, group F, member 5. Bases 776 to 1990 code for a protein of 404 amino acids. The record is from RefSeq and is a predicted model, not a curated record. Gene Ontology annotation, molecular function: zinc ion binding; RNA polymerase II cis-regulatory region sequence-specific DNA binding; nuclear receptor activity. The transcript is spliced from 4 exons. NCBI's taxonomy places the organism in Eukaryota, Metazoa, Chordata, Actinopteri, Cyprinodontiformes, Poeciliidae. Gene Ontology annotation, biological process: cell differentiation; regulation of transcription by RNA polymerase II; anatomical structure development.